AUGGAUAAUGUAGUAAAAGAAUGUAUGGUGUGUCAAAUCGCUUGGGAUAACAAACGUCAUCAGCCAGUGGCGUUACCUGCUUGUGGACACAGUUUCUGCAGGCAUUGCCUCAUAAAGCUACGUGAUAUCAAGGAGUCUGUUGAGUGCCCCAUAUGCAAGAAAGCUCUUGUGGACAUGCAUCCUGAAGAUCUACCAACAAACUGGGCUUUACUACAAUCUGUUGAUUCCAAUCCCAAUUUGGAGUUUGAAGAGUGGGCAAGAGCAUCUGGUUUGACGGACUCAACCAUUAAAAAACUCGUGUCUGAGGAUUUAAAUUCAAGAGUGGUCCUCAAGUUGAUGAAGGAAAGUGAUGUCUGUCAACUAGGAUUGACUGUUGGUCAACAGAGGAUGUUGAUGGCAGUUGUGAAGAAGCUGAAAGACACCAAAGCAGGGGAGGACGACCAGAAAGCACCAUGUGAUGGCAGGAAGAAGCAGUCAACUGAUAAUGAUGCGACUCCGAAGAAGGAUCCAGGUGAAGAUCCUAAGAGUGAUGAUGGAAGCAGUGUUACUAAGAACUGCCUCAUUGUUGCUGCUGUUGAAGUGGGUGUGAUGAUUGCAACGCCGUUUGUUUUGCCAGCUAUUGGAUUCACGUCCGCGGGCAUUGCUGCUGGUUCCCUGGCGGGUACUAUGAUGUCUUCAGCCGCCAUAGCCAAUGGAGGAGCGAUUGCUGCAGGCAGUACUGUAGCUGUCCUGCAGUCAGCAGGUGCUGUUGCUGGAGCUGCAGCAGCUGCAGGUUUAGAUGUAGGUGCUGAGGCAGCUGCCCUAGGAGCCAAAGGCGAAAAGGACACAAAGAAUGAAAAAAAGAUGAAGACAGUGACAAAAGGGAACAAACCCAAUGACAAAAAAGACAAACACAAUGACAAAUAAUGAUUAUUGAAAAAAUGAAAAUGUCUAUGGAUGAAAUUAGGAUGAUCCAGUUGAUACUAUUUUUACUCUUUACUUUUAAAGGAACCAAUCAAUGAUGACAUACUCAUGAUUCUCUGAUUCAUUUUUGUAAUUAUUAUUAUUAUUAUUAUUACUAUUAUUAUUAUCAUUAUUAUUACUAUUAUUAUUACUAUUAUUAUUAU
Scylla paramamosain (green mud crab) is the source of this 1106-nucleotide messenger RNA. RefSeq lists its product as uncharacterized. The record is from RefSeq and is a predicted model, not a curated record. The transcript has 8 exons. Lineage: Eukaryota; Metazoa; Arthropoda; Malacostraca; Decapoda; Portunidae. Gene Ontology annotation, biological process: apoptotic signaling pathway. Gene Ontology annotation, cellular component: mitochondrion; membrane. The coding region runs from base 1 to 906 and encodes 301 amino acids.